Messenger RNA from Selaginella moellendorffii, 1077 nucleotides. RefSeq names its product ras-related protein RABA5c. Gene Ontology annotation, molecular function: GTPase activity; GTP binding. The transcript is spliced from 2 exons. The record is from RefSeq and is a predicted model, not a curated record. Gene Ontology annotation, cellular component: endosome. NCBI's taxonomy places the organism in Eukaryota, Viridiplantae, Streptophyta, Lycopodiopsida, Selaginellales, Selaginellaceae. The coding region runs from base 320 to 985 and encodes 221 amino acids.
AAGGGAGGGAUCGGUGGAUCAACUCGAUCCAUUUUUUUUGUAGAGAGUGAUGAGCGGUCGUAGGGUUUGCAGUUAGCUCAGGCGCUGUUCUCGCGUCAUUGAUGUGAUUUCUCUGCCGCAGUCGUACAGAUUCUCUUUCCAUGCGAUCAUCGUCGCCAUAGGUUUGAUCCGAGCAGCCGCGGCGCUAGAUCGCGCUCGAAAUCCGGUUUCCUGGUACUGCAUUGCCAAGAUUUCGCAGAUUUCUCCCACAAGGAAGCGAAAUUUCGGGGGAUUCUUGGCCGCCUAGCUAGCUAGGGUCGAAAGAAAGCGCGAUCGAUCGAUGGGGUACCAGGAGGAGGAGGCCGGCGAGGAUUACAUCUUCAAGGUAGUGCUCAUCGGCGAUUCGGCGGUGGGCAAGUCGAAUUUGCUGACGAGGUAUGCGCGCAACGAGUUCAAUCACAACUCCAAGGCCACGAUUGGGGUGGAAUUCCAGACGCAGAGCAUGAGGAUCAAUGGCAAGGAGGUCAAGGCGCAGGUAUGGGACACGGCUGGGCAGGAGAGGUUCCGGGCUGUGACAUCGGCCUAUUACAGGGGCGCGCUUGGAGCCCUCGUUGUCUACGAUAUCACCAGGAAGCAAACCUUUGAGAACAUCUCCAAAUGGCUCGAUGAGCUGCGAACUUACGGAGGAUCGAGCGUGGUGACAAUGCUGGUAGGCAACAAGUGCGAUCUCACAGACAUCCGCGAGGUAUCAGUCGAGGAGGGCAAGGAGCUGGCCGAGUCGGAGAACCUCUUCUUCAUGGAGACGUCGGCGCUGGCGUCCACAAACGUGAAGACGGCGUUCCAGAACGUUGUCCGCGAGAUCUUCGACGCCAAGAGCCGGAGGAUCGUCCCGGACGACUACGACAAAGACGACCGCGUCCCUCGCGGCCAGAAGCUCGGAUUGAACGGGGCCGGCGAUGGAAAAUCACCCCAGGACGAUGCAACUCGGCGAUUUUCGUGCUGCUAAGUUCCAUCCCUCCAUAGCCAAGCGCUAACGAUUUCUCGUUAAGGAUUUGUGUAGAAAUAAUUAAUUAACAUUCUGGACCGUUGAGGUGCGGA